Molecule: messenger RNA, 1596 nt
Organism: Aspergillus japonicus CBS 114.51
Lineage: Eukaryota; Fungi; Ascomycota; Eurotiomycetes; Eurotiales; Aspergillaceae
Exons: 4
Coding region: 1-1596 (531 amino acids)
Cellular component (GO): mitochondrion
Source: RefSeq, a predicted model, not a curated record
AUGCUUUCUUUCCGUAGAUCACUCAUCAAUCCCAAGCCUCGAAAGCUAAUAGCUCCACUAUCCAUCCUCUGUCGAGGCAAACCCAUCGCCCGCGAAGAGCUCUUCACCUACACCAAUGGGCAUUUCCUCAUCGACGAAGAAACCCAGGUCCGUCGACGAUACCUGAAAUUCAACAUAGACGCUCUCUGCGAUAUUGCUGCUCCUGCCGGUGGAAACCGUUCUCCGAUAAGAACCAUUGAAAAAUUCGAGGGAGGGUUCAGCAAAGCCCUUCUGCUGACGAAGGAGAAUGGCGAUGAGGUUAUUGCGAAGAUGCCUUAUCGGAUUUCUGGACCAGCCGCCCUGACUACCGCCUCUGAGGUCGCCGUUGUGCAGUAUGUUCAGACCCCAUCGGAGCCGAGUAAAUCAUCAUGGAGAAGGCGGCCGGGGUGCCCGCUGUAUGAACGAUGGGAGGGGAUGGCGGAGCUCGCGAGGCUGGGGCUGACCAGGAAUCUGACGAAGCCUGAGGCGCAACUGUCCGCCAUUGCAUUUCCUGCGUACGGGGGGCUCUAUCGGAGGGUUGAUGCGGCCCGGAUACAACCAGCCACGGCGUGUGUGGACGUAGACUCUUCUGAGCAGUAUUGCGUCGGGCCCUCGUGCGAUCCUUCGUGGUAUGUGGCAGCCACAGAUUCAGCUGCCCCCGGGUCUGGAAGCGUUAGCCAUGGACCUUGGCGGACACUGUCAGACCCGGGAACAUCUAUCGCAGAGCGCGAGGGAUUGCGGAUCACGCACCGAACCUCACCCCCCCGACUGCCAUUCCAUCAAGGCAGCAUUCAAGACCAGACCCAGCUCUUAGAAGCUGCAACGAGUGUAUUUCAGCUGAUAGACUUGCGCCCAUUGAUCGGGCAAUCUGCCCAGCCCACCCUCUGGCACACCGACCUCCACAUGGGCAACAUCUUCGUCGCUCCCGACGAGAACUCGCGAAUCGUCUCCCUGAUCGACUUCCAGUCCUUGUCCUGCCACCCUCUAUUCCUCCAAGCCCGGUGGCCGAUCUUCCUAAAACCACCAAUAAACUACCGCAAGGGGUUAAUCGACCCCAAACUCCCGGAUGGAUUCACCGACCUCGACGAAGAAAGCCAAGCGGUGGCGUUGCAGGAGUUCGAACAGGCCAAGCUUGCCAAAGCAUACGAGGUCGCAAACUUCCUCGAUGACCGCGUCGCGUACGACGCGAUGAUGAACGUCCCCCGCAUCUUUCGGGAACUGUUCGUCCGGUGUGGAGAAGUCUCGGAGGUGGGGAUCGUGCCGCUGCGCGAGUGUCUGAUUGAGAUUUGGCGGAAUUGGUCGGCGCUAGGCUUCCAGGGCAAUUGCCCGUACUCGUUCAGCGAUGAAGAGGUCCGUCGACACGAACGUCAGUUUGCGGAGUAUCAGGGGUGGAAUGAGGUCCGGCAGCUCGCGUUGGAGUGUCUGGACACCGAUGCGGACGGGUGGAUCGCGCCGCAGCUGGAUGUCGCGGAGAAGCGGAGGCAGAAUCGGGAGCUGCUUGCGAUGUGGAUUGAGCGGGCAGCCGGGGAAAGAUCCUCGGAGGAGGCGAGAGCCAUGUGGCCGUUUCGGGACUCGUGA